Molecule: messenger RNA, 180 nt
Organism: Penicillium subrubescens
Lineage: Eukaryota; Fungi; Ascomycota; Eurotiomycetes; Eurotiales; Aspergillaceae
Exons: 1
Coding region: 1-180 (59 amino acids)
Source: RefSeq, a predicted model, not a curated record
AUGGCCUUGGCUGUUUCGAGCGUUUAUGCCCUGCCACAGGCUACUGAAGGACCCGUCUGCCUGCGUUUGUGCAGAGAUGAGCCACUCACUACUUGCCCAUCUGGGUGGGAAACGGCCCAGAUUGAAUCGGAUGGUCGGGUGCGUACAAUAUCUACUGCAGAAUCGCUUUCUGUUAUGUGA